This is a messenger RNA of Rosa chinensis, 1250 nucleotides long. RefSeq names its product DNA (cytosine-5)-methyltransferase DRM2-like. The record is from RefSeq and is a predicted model, not a curated record. Gene Ontology annotation, molecular function: DNA (cytosine-5-)-methyltransferase activity. NCBI's taxonomy places the organism in Eukaryota, Viridiplantae, Streptophyta, Magnoliopsida, Rosales, Rosaceae. Gene Ontology annotation, cellular component: nucleus.
UUUCUCAUACUAUGGUUGCCAAAGCCAUCCAAGAACAUGGACUUGAACAUCCAGGUUCAAUUCUUGAAACCCUGUCCCUGCACAUAUGCGGAGUGAGUAUCCUGAGAAGAAUAAAAGGAAACUUUGUGAAUCUUCAUUGCUGAAAAGGAAAAGGAUUAUGGGACAUGGAAACCAGAUCAUAGGGGAAGAUGCUGAUGCAAUUCAUCUCCCAAAUCCAAUGAUUGGGUUCCGGACUCUAGCUGAUCUCUGUCAAAUCCACAGAAGUCUUCCAGAGGCAGCCACAGGACCUCCUUAUUUUUACUAUGAGAAUGUGGCAUCGACUCCUAAAGGAGUUUGGAGCACAAUAUCCCGCUUUUUGUAUGACAUGAAGCCUGAGUUUGUUGAUUCGAAAUUUUUUUGUGCUGCUGCAAGAAAAAAGGGCUAUGUUCACAAUCUUCCAAUUAAAAACAGAUUUCCUCUCGUUCCCCUUCCACCACAAACUAUAUUUGGUGCAUUUCCCAUGACAAGGAGGUGGUGGCCUACUUGGGAUGAUCGGACAAAGCUAAAUUGCUUACAGACUUGCAUUGCUAGUGCAACAAUUACUGAGAGGAUCAUGAAGGCUCUUAAAGACUAUGACGAAGAUGAAAUCCCACCUGAAAGUGUCUGUCGCUAUGUUCUGUAUGAAUGCCGCAAGUGGAAUCUUGUUUGGGUAGGAAAGAAAAAGGUGGCCCCACUUGAGCCUGAUGAAGUAGAAAUGCUUUUGGGGUUCCCAAGGGACCACACAAGGGGAAUAAGCAGGACAGAUAGAUAUAAGUCACUGGGAAAUUCAUUUCAGAUUGAUGCAGUGGCUUAUGACCCGUUAGUUUUGAAAGAUCGAUUUCCCAAUGGCAUCAAUGUCCUCUCUCUCUUCUCUGGGAUUGGUGGUGCAGAGAUAGCUCUUUACCGGCUUGGUAUCCCGAUGAAGAAUGUUGUGUCAGUGGAGAUUUUAGAGGUGAGCAGAAAUGUUAUGAGGUGUUGGUGGGAGCAGACAAACCAGAGAGGAAACUUGUAUCACCUUGCUGAUGUGCAAGAUUUCAAUGCUGACCGCUUAGAGCAUUAUAUCAGUUCCUUUGGUGGGUUUGAACUGGUGAUUGGUGGCAGUACAUGUAACAAUCUUGUGAGUAGCAACAGACACCAUCGGGAUGGGCUUAAGGGUAAAGAGUCUUCUCUUUUUUAUGACUAUUUUCGUAUAUUGGAUUUGGUCAAGGGUAUUAUGGCAAGAUACAAUUGAU